Molecule: messenger RNA, 3449 nt
Organism: Salpingoeca rosetta
Lineage: Eukaryota; Choanoflagellata; Craspedida; Salpingoecidae
Product: serine/threonine protein kinase
Exons: 10
Coding region: 88-3075 (995 amino acids)
Biological process (GO): protein phosphorylation
Molecular function (GO): protein tyrosine kinase activity; ATP binding
Source: RefSeq, a predicted model, not a curated record
CCCUCCCCCUUUCACCCCCACAUUUCUCUUCUCGCAACAGCUGUGCUGCUGUGUUCCACCUCAGCCUCAGCAUCUCCACCCCUCGUCAUGCUGCUGGUGGUCUUUCUGGCGUCUCUGCUGGUGCUGACGCCAACGACGUCAACGGUCGUUCAUGGCGCUGCUGCUGGCGACAACAAGUGCGAUGCAAUCCGAGUGGUAAGCACCACCAUCUCCUCCGCCCGUUCUGCCGCCGCGCCCGGCGAGGCUGCUCGCUGGGAAGCCAAUGACAUCUGGACCGCCGGUCGCGCCCCUUGCGCCUGCGAGGAAGCCAUGAUCAAGCGCCCCGUCGACAUCAGUGGUGCCAUCCAGGCUCGCAUGACGCAGCUGACGCUGACGCCGCAUCAGCCCUUGAUGCUGAAGGACGGUGGAGAGUUUGUGAUCACCAACGAGGCGCGUACCGAACCCUGUCCCGUGAUUGAGGAGUUUGAUGUCAGCAGUCUCACCACUACCGUCUUCGAGGCCACGUGGCAAGCCAGCAGCGAUGCUGGCGUGCUGUACGCAGGCGUCAGCGGAGAUGACGAGGAGGCACACAACGUCACGGGCGCAACGUGGACUGGUAUUGUCCCACUCAACAACAACAACGACGACACUGAAGCUGCAUCCUUCACGUUGGAAGUCGCCAGUGGCGCUGCCACCGAGCGAGUCGUUGCCCGCAAGUCUGUCACCGUCCAACGUGCCACAACAGUCACGUGGGCGUCUCCAAUGUCUGGUGAAUGGUCGACCGGGUCCAACUGGAUUGGCGGCAGCUCGCCGUGCAGCGACCAGCGUGCUCGUGCGUCAGUGAAGAAUUCAGAGGAUGCCUACGACAUCACCGUCACGCAGGACACGACAGUGCGCAGCUUCAACUUGGCCCGCCAUGCUGGCCUCGUCCUUGCCACGGGUGCCACAUUCACGCUUUCCUCCAACGUGAAGUUCGAAGAUGUUAUGGAGUGCGCCCAACGUGGCCUCGACACAACACAAACAUCGACGACAACACCGACUACCACAUCCAUGGCUACAACCAGCGAUGCCACGACAGCUGGGCCUGCAACCACGACCCAAAGUGCUGGCGGUAACAUCACCACGACCGUGCACACUGCCACGACAGCUGCUACCACGACAUACACCACCAUGAAAGACACAACCACUGCAGGCAUGACCACGACAAAACUUAUCACAACUGCAUCCACAGCUACCACCACACCAACCAGAGUCGCCGCGACAGACACCUCAUCGACGAGCGAGCCCGUCACCAUCGCUGCACAGGAGAGCGCAGCGUCCAUGGGACCCGUCGCAGGUGCUGCUGGUGGCGGCGUGGUCGUUGUCAUUGCCAUUGUUGUCAUCUUCGCUGUGGUGCGCCGCAAUCGCCAGCGCCUUGUUGUCGGCGACUACUCGCAACUGGACACAGCUUCGCUCAGCAUGAAAGACGCUUCAUUCUCGUCAUUCUUUGGACCCGUCAAGCUCACACACCACGACGGCAACCAGUUGUGGUGCUUCACCUUGAGGGAGAACGCCCCGACAUUGCUCACUACGUGCAUGAACAAGAACAUUCGCCUGCUGCGAUCCCUGCAACGCGAGCUGUUGCCGGAGAACAUGCUCGGUGCGAUGCACGUUGACGAGCGUGCUGCCCGCAUUGUCGUGCAUGCUCCCACGGUCUCUCUCGACCUCCGGCUUCGUGCAUCCCGCGCUCGUGACAACACCAGGCCAGAGGGCAUGUCGCACUUUGAGCGGGUGCAGAUUGCCAAGCAGACGGCCGCCGCCCUCGUCUGGAUGCACUCCCGCCAGCUUGUCCACUCGUGUCCGCGCUCCGCCUCCAUCCACCUCAUUGGCGCAGAUCCAAACUGGAAGCUGACGUGUGUGGAGAACGAUGGUGCCGGCAUCGCUGACGCCCACCCUGAUGGCGAUUAUCUCCUGCGCUGGUGCGCGCCGGAACUUGUUGCCGAUCACAUGCUCACGCCCACGCCUGCAGCGGACGUUUGGUCCUACGGCAUCCUCUUUUGGGAAAUCAUCUCCCUCGGCGCAACCCCAUACAUGGAUGAAGACGUCAAGGCUGCAGUGUGCGGAGGAAAGGUGCCAGCCCCUGUUCCCACGGUCCCAAGUGCGCUGUACGGGAUUGUGGAUCGCUGCUGCAUUCUCGACGCCAACAACCGCCCGACGAUGAAGGAGGUGGAGGCCUUGGUGAAGGACGCCUGCGAUGCCGCCAGCACAAGCCACACGACCGUUGAUGUGCGGGGCUACCUGCCCUACGUGCCCUCCCAGCGUCAGCCCAUGACAAUCAACUCCGUGUACACCGAAGCUGGCACGGGCAGCGCCGGUGCAGGCAACACCACCGCGGCUACGUACUCGUAUGCUGGCCUGGAUGAGACAAAGAUUGGCGUUCCAUCCGGUGAUCAUACAUGGGAUGCCGCCGCAUAUGGCGUUGUUGGCGGCGCUGUGGUCAACAAGUUCAAUCCCCUGUAUGAUGGGGAUUAUGACACCGGCGCUGUGGACACCCGUCACGAAAAGCACUCUGAGGACGCCCCAUAUGCGCUCGCUGCCCAUGCAGGCGAUGCGAACGGGGAGGAAGCGCAUGCCCAGAUGACUAGCGAGGACUAUGCCAUGGCAAUGGCCCGAAAGCAGCCCGUUUACGACAACCGGCGUGGCGGGAGCAUGCGUGUUGCCGAUGCCCGCUACGCGCUCGCGUCCCAUGCAGGAGCCCUGAACGACGACACGUAUGCCCAGACAGCCGGCGGGCACCGGUUCGCUGAAGCCUUUGGCGUGAACGACAUGUACGCCACGGCCACAACGGACGAUGGCCAGCCCGUCUAUGCCAUCGGCAUCGCCCAUCGUGCUGCCGCCUUUGCGCCGCGCAACAGCAACAACACUGGCAUGGGCGAGAAGGAGGAAGAAGAGGAAGAAGACUAUGCCGAUGUCCGCCUCUUCCGCGCCAGCAAGGACGACGACGGGCAAGAGGAGGAAGAGGAGGAAGAACAAGAGGAGCACGUGCAUCAGGAAGAACAGGAAGAGGAGGAAGAGGAGGAGGAGCAGAUUGCCGGCUUUGGCAAUGCUCAGGCUUGAUGGAGUCUAUGGAGUGUUAGGGUGUUCCCUCACUCACAUCGCCAUCGGCAACGUUUGCGCUUCUCACAUGGCUGUGGAUGACGUUUGCCAUCGCUUCACACUCAACACAACUCGACACGCAUGCCUUCCUUCGCGAACUUGAGCUUUUGAGCUGUGCCCUUGUGCCCACUUCAAGCUCGCCGCACCUCACCCACGUCUGCAAAGGUUUCUUGUCCACUUCCCGCCACUCUACUCACCUUCACCUCAUGUCAACACAGCUUUCGCAGUUCAUCGCCACGAUGCACGAACGCAACGCAUUUUGUUGCUUCAGCACCGAACACGGUGGCGUUACGGAAAUGUCGCCGAAGAUGUUCAAUAAAAUUCAUCAAUCAUGA